CAAGUAUGUCCUCCUACGAUCGCUUAUCUGAGCUCAAAGCCUUCGACGAGACGAAAGCAGGCGUCAAAGGCCUCGUCGAUGCAGGCAUCACAACCAUCCCUCGCUUCUUCCACGACUCUCUCACGGACAAAACCAUCAAUCCAAACCCACAGAUCUCGAUCCCCAUAAUCGACUUACAAUCUGAUCAAAGAAUCCAAGUCAUCGACGAGGUGAAGCGAGCAUCGGAGACGUUCGGGUUCUUCCAAGUGGUCAACCAUGGAGUGCCCCAAGAAGUCAUGGAGGGGAUAAUUGAAGGAGGAAGGAGGUUUAAUGAGGAGGGUAAUGAAGUGAAGAGGAUGUAUUAUACGAGGGAUACGAGUAAGAAAGUGUAUUUCAAUAGUAAUUUUGAUCUGUAUCAGGCGCCCUCGGCGAACUGGAGGGAUACCCUGACCUGUCUUAUGGCGCCGGAGACCCUUCAGCCGGAUGAACUGCCGCUUGCUUGCAGGUAAACUUCAUCUUCAAACCUGAAUAAAUUUAGUCUUUCAUAUGAAUUUGAGUGCAGUUUGGAUUCACGACGCCAGCUUAAACAUUCAAAAUAAAAGACACAUUUCCAAACCUGAAAUCUCCUCACACGAAAUAGAGGGAACAUAAGUAUGCCACUUGAAUCAAAACCCUUGAAUCACUGCACAACUCACAAAGUGUGUUUCGAUUCGAGGGACGUUUUCAAUUAGUACACCUGAGUCGCAAAAAAAGCCGAAAAGGAAUAUAUGAAUCACUUCAGUUACUUU
Messenger RNA from Asparagus officinalis (garden asparagus), 767 nucleotides. Its product is annotated as probable 2-oxoacid dependent dioxygenase. The record is from RefSeq and is a predicted model, not a curated record. The coding region runs from base 6 to 488 and encodes 160 amino acids. The transcript has a single exon. Lineage: Eukaryota; Viridiplantae; Streptophyta; Magnoliopsida; Asparagales; Asparagaceae.